UUAGGUCUUAAUUUUGCCUGCUCUGUCUGGCUGGUUUAGAAUGUCAUCGUGUCUUUGGGUCCGUCCAGUUUGCCCAUGCUAGAGCCAACGCCGGUUUCGAACCCCCUGAAUGGCGCUCCGUCCAUGAACCAUGGCGGUGUCUCCCUCCUGGACGUCCUAGGAUGGGGUUGCCUGAUCUGGUAUACCUGUGUGGUCGCUGUCUGUGCGUUGGGAUACUGUCAGAUAUGGAAUCAUUUCUCCCGGCGACCACACAAGUCGUAUGCGGCCAGUGCCUCCGACGCGCCCCAUGUCACCGUCAUCCGCCCGGUCAAGGGCCUUGAGCCCUACCUCUACGAGUGCCUGGCGGCCACCUUCCGUCAGGAUUACCCACGCGACAAGAUGACGGUGUGUUUCUGCGUGGCGAGCAAGGAUGAUCCGGCCUACCCGGUGCUGCGACGUCUGGUGGACGAUUUCCCGCACGCGGACGUGCGACUAUACGUCGAGGAGGAGGACCCAUUGCUGCAGGACGACAGCCCGUACACGCUUGGCCCGAACCCCAAGAUCCGAAACAUGAGUCGAGCGUACCGUGAAGCAAAGGGCGACGUUGUCUGGAUCGUCGAUUGCAACAUUUGGGUGGGCCGGGGAGUGUGCGGGCGAAUGGUCGACAAGUUGUGCGGAUACGGACCAGCAGGCAACAAACCCCAUAAGAAGUACAAGUUUGUACACCAUCUGCCGAUCGCGGUGGAUGUGAAUGGCCGGGUGACCCUACGAGACGAACAAGAGGCUCUGUUGGGAGGCCACGCCGCCGACAACGAUUCCACCGAUUGGUCAGGGGACCUGCUUGCGGCCGGGGGCGGGCGUCUUGAGGAGCUGUUUCUCUCGUCGUCGCAUGCGAAGAUGUACACGGCCAUCAACACCGUGUUGAUUGCUCCCUGCAUUGUGGGCAAGUCCAACAUGUUCCGUCGUUCGCACCUUGACCCUCUCACCGCGCCGGCUGCGUCAGACCCGUCGAACCACCCCCACGGCGUUCCACGCCAUCCGGGCAUCGACUACUUCUCCGACAACAUCUGCGAGGACCAUCUGAUCGGCGACCUGCUAUGGAAGAACCAGAUCCGCGCGGAACAAGAGCAGGGCGAACGAUGGGGCAAGCACGGCCUGGUGUUCGGCGACUUGGCCAUCCAGCCCGUCGCGCAGAUGAGCGUACACGCCUACUGGGCGCGCCGCGUGCGGUGGCAGCGGGUGCGCAAGUUCACCGUCUUUCUCGCCACGCUCGUCGAGCCGGGCACCGAGUCGCUUGUCUGCUCGCUGUACGGCGCGCUGGGUGUGACCACCUCGCUGGCCCGGUUCUUGCAAGGAAAGGGCAUCGAAUCCGCCGCCUAUCUGUCCACCUGGCCCGCCUUUGUCGCCUUCUAUUUCGCCAGUCUCCUGACCUGGAUCUUUGUCGACUGGACCCUGUACCUCAAACUCCAUUCUGCACAGACCGUCGAAGUCGACGAGAACACACCCUUCUUCGCGCGCCCGGUCUGCCGCUCUUCUCCUUGUUCAACCUCCUCCUCCUCCUCUUUCAUGUCCCCGCCGACGGCUCGCCGGCCCUUUCUGCAUUGGCUCGCAGCGUGGCUGGGUAGAGAAGGCCUUGCCCUCCCGGUCUGGGUCUGGGCCUUUUACGGCGGUGUCACAGUCGACUGGCGAGACCGUCGGUUUCGAGUCGGUCUGGACAUGAAGGUCCGUGAAAUCAACUCUUCACCAUAUGGAUCUCGGAAAGUCAGAUGCGAUUGAUUAUCACCUCACUACUUGUACAUAUCUUCGGUUUAAACUUCGGUUUAUCAAACUCUUGUCAUAGAUUUAGAAGAAAUCCAAAAUCGAAUACUUUCUUUUUCUUUUCUUUCUAUACGAAUGGUAAGGGAGGU
Molecule: messenger RNA, 1886 nt
Organism: Penicilliopsis zonata CBS 506.65
Lineage: Eukaryota; Fungi; Ascomycota; Eurotiomycetes; Eurotiales; Aspergillaceae
Exons: 3
Coding region: 76-1755 (559 amino acids)
Biological process (GO): glucosylceramide biosynthetic process
Cellular component (GO): membrane
Molecular function (GO): ceramide glucosyltransferase activity
Source: RefSeq, a predicted model, not a curated record